Messenger RNA from Plasmodium reichenowi, 2382 nucleotides. RefSeq lists its product as hypothetical. Bases 1 to 2382 code for a protein of 793 amino acids. NCBI's taxonomy places the organism in Eukaryota, Apicomplexa, Aconoidasida, Haemosporida, Plasmodiidae. The transcript has a single exon. The record is from RefSeq and is a predicted model, not a curated record.
AUGAUAAUGAAAAAGCUAAUAGAAAGUAAUGUAAUUAAAUUAAAUUAUGAAAAUUUUUUAACAAAAUAUAAAUUAAAUUCAGGGAAUGAACAGAAGGAUUUGAGUGAUGAAGAACUGUAUGAACAUUUCAUAAUUAAUACAUUCAAUUACUCCAAACCUUUAGGGUGUUUACCCCCAAAUAUUUCUAAUAUAAAAGAAUAUUAUUUAGAUGGAAUAAAUAUUUUUGAAGUAAUAGAUUAUGUAAAUAUUAGUGAACGAAUGUAUAAAUUUGAAAAUAUUACAGAGGAAGAUGAUAAAGAAAAUGAAGAUGACAGCAAAGAAAUUUUCAGCCAUUCAGAACCAGACGAAAAACAUGAUUAUGAAAUAAAGAGUAGAAAAAAUAAUAAAAGUAACAAAAUAUCAAAUAAUAAUAAAAAAGAUGGAAAUAAUAUAAAAAGUAAUAAGUAUAGAAGAUUCUAUCGUUUUUUAUUAUAUGAUGGAAAGAGUUUUAUAUACGCAUAUGAACAAGAAUAUAAUGAAAUAUUCACGUAUCUUGAAAGUAAUAAAUAUAUAUAUCCCAAAAUUAUAUUAUAUAAUAAACCUUUAAUUCGCCGAGGGGCUAUAUUAUUAAAAAAGAAUCAAGUUAUAAUUUUGUUUAAAGGAUGUACUGUAUCAUGUAAUGACACGGAAGAUAAUGAAAUAGAAGAUUUUCCUAUAAUAUCGGAAAGUAAUAACAUAAAUUCAGGAGUUCAUCAAAAUAUACAUGAUGAUUUAUAUACUACAAGGAAUACAUAUGACAAUAAAAAUAUGACUGAUGAUUCCCAUAAUUUAAUUAGAAAAUUUUAUUAUGCUGAUGAAGGUAGGGAAAAAGAAGAAUAUAAAACUUAUUAUGAAAAUACAAACAAUUGUGGUGUAUUCAGUAAUACGAAUCGUUCUAACGAAUAUUAUUCUAGAAGUAAUAUGCAUAAUAAUAAUAAUUAUUCAUUUAAUGAAUAUGCAAAUCAUAAUUAUAAAUAUGAUCAGAACCAUGUUAAAAAAAAUACAGAAUAUUAUUAUAAUAAAGAUAAAAAUUGUUAUAUCACUUCAAUAGAUUAUAAUAAUAAUAAUAAUAAUAAUAAUAAUAGUAAUAAUGAAUAUCCAGGAAAUAAUUAUAACAAUAAUAAUAAGGGUAAUCAUUAUUAUUCUCAUAAUAUUCAUAACAACCAUAUGCAUGAUGCACAUAACAAUAAAAAUUAUAUUGGUUCAAAUAGGUAUAAUACUGACAAGGCUUCAUAUAAUUAUUAUAAUAAUCAUUAUAAGAACAAACAACAUUAUAUUGAUCCCCAAAGGAAUAAUUAUUAUACACAUGGAAUAAAUCAUGAUUAUUAUUCUAAAGAAAAUUAUCUGAACAGUUUUGAAUAUAAAAAUCAUAAUGGUUAUAAAGAACCACUUCGAAAUUAUUCUAACGAUCAUCCAAGAAACAGUUAUAACAAAAAUAAGUAUAACAUUUUUAAUGAAAACAAACGUAACAGUUCUAACAAAAAUGAUCAUCAUAUUUCUAACAAAAAUAAUCGUAAUAGUUCUAACAAAAAUAAUCGUAAUAGUUCUAACAAAAAUAAUCGUAAUAGUUCUAACAAAAAUAAUCGUAGUAGUUCUAACAAAAAUAAUCGUAGUAGUUCUAAGGAAUAUUUUAAAAGGAAUUCUAAUAAAUUUGAUAAUGCAUAUGAUAAUACAUACCAUGAUAAUAAUACCAGAGUAAAUCAUCAUAGUGAUUUUUCUAGAAAAAAUAAUAAUGGUUUUUAUAGAAAUAAUGAUAAUAAUUACAAUAAUGAGACUUAUGUAAAGAACCAUUUUUCUAAUGAGGUAAAGCAUAAUGCAGGCUAUCAAAGACUGAGUGAUAAUUUGGAAAAUAGAAAUAGAAUGAAUUAUGAAAAUAAUAAUAAUUAUUAUUCAACAUAUGGACAUUCUGAUUAUAACGUUAAUUAUAAUAAUAAGAAUAAUAGAAAUAUACCUUUGAGUAAUUUAAAUGAAAAGAAUAAUCAUAUCCCAUCUAAUAAUUAUUAUACAGAAAAUUAUUUACCAGAAAAAGAAGGUAAUAGAAAUAUACUUACAAAUCAAAUAAAUAACUAUUCAAUUAAUUCUGUAAACAAUAAUUUUGAACAAAUUAAUCCUUCCACGUGUAAUUAUAAUAGGAAUAAUGUAUUUCCAUAUAAUAAGGAAGAUGAUAAAAAUAAUUUUGUCGAAAUGAAAAAUGUUGAAGAAGAAUAUCAUAACGAUAACCAAGAAAGAGCUAGAAGGAAUUCAGAAAAUAGCAAGAAAUUUAUCGAUUUAACAGAAGGAUUUUUUUCUUCAGAAUUUUUUCAUAAAUCAUAUGAAUGUAAUGAUGUUAAUAAAAAUAGUGAUAUUAUUAUCCUGGAUGAUUAA